Messenger RNA from Phycomyces blakesleeanus NRRL 1555(-), 1083 nucleotides. RefSeq lists its product as hypothetical. Bases 1 to 1083 code for a protein of 360 amino acids. The record is from RefSeq and is a predicted model, not a curated record. The transcript has 4 exons. Lineage: Eukaryota; Fungi; Mucoromycota; Mucoromycetes; Mucorales; Phycomycetaceae.
AUGUACAUUCGAUAUCCCAAAUCAUUUUUCAUAAUAUUGCUUCUCUGUCUCACAAUAUCGACCCAGUGUGUGGCACAAGAAGUAAAUCAAAUUCAUGCCAAUCACUACCACACUCCAACACCUACCCAUACUCACACAACCAAUUGCCAGAGUCACAGGACACAUAGUCAAUCUCACACCCCAUCAGCAACAGCAGCUCCGGUCCGUAAACAAGAAACAUACGAAUGUAUCUCCAGCCAAAACCGAUGUUUCCCUCGUGUCAUCACAGUAGUUAAGAAUCUUAAGAAUACACCAGUUGAAAAAAGUCGUUCUGGCCAUCUACUAUGUCCAAUCGUUACAGAAAAGCCAAAUCUACCUGAGCUGACAGAAGAAAUGAUCUAUGAUAUUGCCAUUGGAAGUACAUUUAUUACUUUCGGAGUAUUCCUGAUAGUCUUGGCCUUUCCAUUUUUUAUCGUCACCAUGGCAAUUUGUGGAACUAUAUUCGGAGGCAAUACAACUUUUAUUAUAAUGAGUUACAUGGAACCCCUUGAAGGAUAUGAGAAUCCUUUGAUGAUGUACACAUCCAUAUGCUUUGGUGUUGGUCUCUUAUUUGGUGUGGCUGCCGUAGUAUUUUGGAAGGUGGCUCUCUUUGGUUUGGGUUUCACUGCAGGAUUUGUCCUGGCUGUAUAUGUUUGGACGUUUAGUUUCGAUUUUAUUAUCACUGACACAAAUGCUCGUUUAUUUGCCAGUAUAUCAGUUGGGAUGCUGGGUGGAGUCGGUAUAGUACUAAUCGAAUUCCUGGCGGUUAUUCUGUCGACUACCUUCCUGGGUUCAUAUCUUGUGAUGCUUGGUGUCGAUAUUAUAGUUAACUUUGGCAUGGUAAGCGGUCCAUGCCAAGUAUUUAACUAUAAUACACAUCUUGAAGAAAAAAUAAUGUCCGGCCUUUAUGUUGAAUAUUUCCCCUCUGAUACCAUCUAUGAAAUGCUUGGUGGCAUGUUUGGACUGUGGCUACUAGGUGCUUUUCUAGGAAUAAAACUUAAUCAAGGUAGUCGGUUUGGGCUUCAGUUGAAGAAGAAUCCCAUUCUAGACUUAGAUAUUUCCUAA